Messenger RNA from Musa acuminata subsp. malaccensis (wild Malaysian banana), 2546 nucleotides. RefSeq names its product subtilisin-like protease SBT5.3. Gene Ontology annotation, biological process: proteolysis. The record is from RefSeq and is a predicted model, not a curated record. Gene Ontology annotation, molecular function: serine-type endopeptidase activity. NCBI's taxonomy places the organism in Eukaryota, Viridiplantae, Streptophyta, Magnoliopsida, Zingiberales, Musaceae.
GGUAAGAGAGGAACCGAGCACGCUCUUUCAGUCUACUGGAUCGAGGAGGAGAUGGAGAUCGCGAGGAGGAACACAGCGCCGCUUCUCCUUGCUUUCUUCCUCUUCCCUCUCCUGCUUCCAAGAUCCGUUUUUGCUGCCAAGCAGGCCUAUGUAGUGUACCUCGGGGAGCACUCGCACAGCUCCGAAUUGUCCCCUCUGGAGGCUUCCAAGAGAGCCACGGAGUCUCACUACGAGCUGUUAGGAUCGGUGCUGGAGGACAAGGAGAAGGUCCAAGAUGCAAUCUUCUACUCGUACACCCACCACAUCAAUGGCUUUGCGGCCUACCUCGAGGUGGAAGAGGCCAUGAAGGUAUCAGAGUACCCUGGAGUUCUUUCGGUGAUUCCUAACAGAGGCUACACACUUCAUACUACUCAUUCCUGGGAAUUCCUCGGCCUCGAGAGGGAUGGCAGGGUUCCAAAGCAAUCACUGUGGAGAAAGGCUCGAUUCGGAGAAGACACCAUCAUUGCAAAUCUUGAUACUGGGGUGUGGCCAGAAGCACAAAGCUUUAAAGAUGAUGACUUGGGACCAAUUCCAUCAAAGUGGAAAGGAAUCUGUCAGAAUGACUUUGAUGAAAGUUUUUCAUGCAACAGGAAGCUGAUCGGCGCGAGGUACUUCAACAAGGCUUACGAAGUCAUGGUUGGCCCGCUCAACGCCACCUUCCGCUCCCCGCGCGACUACGAUGGGCACGGCACACACACCCUCUCCACCGCCGCCGGCGGGGCCGUGCCCGGCGCCAACAUCUUCGGCUACGGCAACGGCACGGCCAAGGGCGGCUCCCCCCGCGCCCGCGUCGCAGCUUACAAGGUCUGCUGGCCGCCCGUCAACGGCAGCGAGUGCUUCGACGCCGACAUCGUCGCCGCCUUCGACGCAGCCAUCGAGGACGGCGUCGACGUCAUCUCUGUCUCGCUCGGUGGAGACCCGGUUGACUACUUCCGUGAUGGGUUGGCCAUCGGGUCCUUCCAUGCCGUCAGGAAGGGGAUCACGGUGGCCUGCUCCGCUGGCAACUCCGGCCCGCAGCUUGCUACCGUCUCCAACUUGUCACCUUGGAUGCUUACUGUGGGAGCAAGCACCAUGAACAGGCAAUUCCCCUCUUCUCUCAUCCUCGACAACAACAAGAGAAUUCAGGGGGAGAGUCUUUCUCCAAAAGGAUUGCCAGGCAACAAUGCCUACCCAGUGAUCAGCUCCAGAGAAGCCAAAUAUGCCAAUGCAUCGGAGCACAAGGCUAGGUUGUGCUACUUGGGAUCGCUAGACCCGGUGAAGGCGACAGGGAAGAUCGUUGUGUGUCUCCGCGGCGUCACUGCAAGAGUGGAGAAGGGGGAAGCAGUUCUGCAGGCUGGUGGCGUCGGUAUGGUUCUCGCAAAUGAUGCCUUCAAUGGAAAUGAAAUCUUAGCGGACGCGCAUGUCCUCCCUGCAACCCAUAUCACCUACUCCGAUGGCCUCACCCUCUUCUCCUACCUCGAAUCCAACGAGUCGCCACUGGGGUACAUUACCAGCCCGAAGACAGAGCUUGGGACGAAGCCAGCGCCGUUCAUGGCGGCCUUCUCCUCUCUGGGGCCUAAUACUAUCACCCCGGAGAUCCUCAAGCCUGACAUCACUGCACCAGGGGUGAGUGUUAUUGCCGCCUACUCCGCCGCCGUUGGGCCUACAAAUCUAGACUUCGACACCCGCCGCGUCGCCUUCAACUCGGUCUCCGGCACCUCCAUGUCAUGCCCUCACGUCUCCGGCAUUGCGGGCCUUCUCAAAACUCUCCACCCUGACUGGAGUCCUGCUGCAAUCAAAUCAGCGAUCAUGACGACCGCGAGGACGCGGGACAACAUGGAGGAGCCGGUGCUGAACUCGUCCUUCGUCAAGGCCACGUCCUUCGCCUACGGCUCCGGCCAUGUCCGGCCGAACCGCGCCAUGGAUCCCGGCCUCGUCUACGACCUGACGACCAACGACUACCUCGACUUCCUGUGCGCGCUGGGCUACAACUCCACCCAGCUCGCCAUGUUCAGCAAAGAAGAAGCCUACUCCUGCCCACCGACCCCACUCCGCAUCGAAGACCUGAACUAUCCAUCGAUCACAGUCCCAGAGCUGUCGGUCUCCGCCACGGUGACGCGCGUGGUGAAGAACGUCGGGUCGCCGGGCACGUACGUGGCUCGGGUGAUAGAGCCGAGUGGCGUUGCCGUCGCUGUGAACCCCGCGAGGCUGGUGUUUGAGAAGGUAGGCGAGGAAAAGAAGUUUGAGGUGACAAUGAAGGCGAAGGACCGCAAAUCAUGGAACAGUGACUACGUGUUUGGGGCACUGAUAUGGUCCGAUGGCAAACACUACGUUAGAACUCCUCUGGUGGUGAAUUUUAGCUCAUGGAAGCCAUGAAUUGGGAGAUUGUGAGCUUCUAAUAUCUUUUCCUUUUUGUUUCUUUUCUGAUUGGUGGGCACGAUUGAUUGAAAGAUUACUUAGUUUGUGUGAAAGAUUACUGUCGUGUUCAAUUAUGGCUAACAAUAAAGGCAAAGUUCCUUUUUCUUGUU